This is a messenger RNA of Naegleria fowleri, 639 nucleotides long. RefSeq lists its product as uncharacterized. The transcript has a single exon. Bases 1 to 639 code for a protein of 212 amino acids. NCBI's taxonomy places the organism in Eukaryota, Heterolobosea, Eutetramitea, Acrasida, Naegleriidae. The record is from RefSeq and is a predicted model, not a curated record.
AUGUCUCAAUCGUCUGCUUCCAUAAAACGAGCCCUCAUUAUUGUUGAUGUACAGAAUGAUUUUUGUGAGGGAGGCAGUUUAGCAGUAAAACAUGCUGAUGAAGUGGUGCCUGUUUUUAAUAGGUUGAGAGAUCAAGUAAAAUGGGAUUUAAUUGUGUUGACACAAGAUUUUCAUCCUCCAAAACAUAUCAGUUUUGCUUCGAGUCAUAAUGCGGAAGUAUUUUCUUCAAAAGUAUUGGAUGACGGUAUUACACAAACCAUGUGGCCAGAUCACUGUGUUCAAGGAACAAAGGGAGCAGAGUUUCACCCUGACUUAAUUGUAACGAGUAGUGAUGAAAUUGUACACAAGGGUUGUAAUUCUUUAAUAGACUCCUAUAGCGGAUUUUACGAUAAUGCUAGAAAGAACAAAACAUCUCUUGACGAUAUUUUAAAGAAACACAACAUUUCCCAAACAUUUAUUGGAGGAAUUGCUUUGGAUGUUUGUGUGAAAUUUACUGCACUGGAUUCCGUUCAAUUAGGUUAUGACACAUAUCUGAUUGAGGAUGCAAGUAGAGGAUUAUCGCCAGAGUCUGUCGAAAAAGCUCUCGAUGAGCUCAGAAAGAGCAAUGUUAAAAUUGUGACUAGUCAAGACAUCUUGUAA